Molecule: messenger RNA, 834 nt
Organism: Carcharodon carcharias (great white shark)
Lineage: Eukaryota; Metazoa; Chordata; Chondrichthyes; Lamniformes; Lamnidae
Gene: nrarpa
Product: NOTCH regulated ankyrin repeat protein a
Exons: 1
Coding region: 253-594 (113 amino acids)
Cellular component (GO): cytoplasm
Molecular function (GO): phosphatase regulator activity; enzyme inhibitor activity; protein binding
Source: RefSeq, a predicted model, not a curated record
CCGGGGGGAGAGCCAGAGAGAGAGGCCCGGAGCCCCGGGGGGAGGGGGAGCAAGCAAGCAAGAGGCCCGGAGCCCCGGGGGGAGAGAGCGGGAGGCCCGGAGUCCCGGGGGGGAGAGUAAGAGAGUCCGCAGCCCCGAGAGGAACGAGAGGGCUGCCCGGAAGCCAGAGCGGGAAGCAGCCAGCGACGCAGCAGCCCCGGGGCUGUGGAAGCCCCGGACACGGCGCGUGUCGAUCGGGGGCCGUGCGGAGCCAUGAGCCAGGCCGAGGUGUCGCCGGCCGCAGCCCCGCAGCGGAUGUUCCAGGAGGCGGUGAGGCGCGGCAACACCCGGGAGCUGCAGUCGCUGCUGCAGAACAUGCCGGACUGUCACUUCAAUGUGAACUCAUUCGGGCCCGAGGGCCAGACCGCGCUCCAUCAGUCCGUCAUCGCUGGCAACCUGGAGCUGGUCAAGCUGCUGGUCAAAUUCGGAGCCGACAUCCGCCUGGCCAACCGCGACGGCUGGAGCGCCCUUCACAUCGCCGCUUUCGGCGGGCACCAGGACAUCGUCCUCUACCUCAUCACCAAGGCCAAGUACGGGGCGAGCGGCGGCCGGUGAGGAGCGGACCCCGGGCUGGGCCCCGGACUGGACUGGGCCGGCCCGCCGCCAUCUACCUCACUGGGCCGGAGCGGAGCCUCCCGGCGGCGGAGGGCAGGACACGGACUGAGCCGCGGGAGAGGGGCCAGGACUCCCGGCUUUGCGAGACAGAGCGGCCUCCUCUCCCGGGAUAGACACUGUGGGUUUGUUGUUGUUGUUUUAGCUGCGGUCACUAAUGUAACAAUAAACUCUAUAAAACAC